This is a messenger RNA of Capsicum annuum, 1890 nucleotides long. RefSeq names its product LRR receptor-like serine/threonine-protein kinase EFR. The coding region runs from base 1 to 1890 and encodes 629 amino acids. The transcript has 5 exons. The record is from RefSeq and is a predicted model, not a curated record. Gene Ontology annotation, molecular function: ATP binding; protein binding. NCBI's taxonomy places the organism in Eukaryota, Viridiplantae, Streptophyta, Magnoliopsida, Solanales, Solanaceae.
AUGGAGAAAGCCUUCAGUUCUUUUCUCUUAAUAGUCCUCUUGCUGCUUCACUAUGUUAUGGCUAGUCCGGGCAGGACCCAAACCAACAUUACCACUGAUCAAUUGACUCUUCUCUCUUUGAAAUCCCAAAUCAUUUCAGACCCUUUUCACUUCUUGGAUGAAAGUUGGUCUCCCGCUACUUUUGUAUGCCACUGGGUUGGAGUCACUUGUGGCUCUCGUCAUCAGAGAGUGAAGUCGUUGAAUAUUUCCAACAUGGCUCUUGCAGGCAGGAUUCCCCGUGAAUUUGGAAACCUCAGAUUUCUCGUUUCUCUUGACUUGGGAAGCAACAAUUUCCAUGGAAAUUUGCCUCAAGAAAUGGCACGCUUGCAUCAGCUUAAGUUUCUUAGGUUAAGUGUCAACAACUUCAGAGGAAAGUAUAAUCAGUUAACAGGUUCUAUACCAUUCACAAUUUUCAAAAUUUCUAGAAUCAAAGUCAUUGCAUUUACAGGCAAUACCUUAUCAGGACAUCUUCCCAAUGGCUUAUGCAAUGCAUUUAAUGAGCUUGAUGGACCAAUACAUAGUGAAAUUGGAAGAUUGAGUAACUUGCAGAUAUUAGAUCUCGGAACUAAUCAUUUCACUGGUGAAAUACCCAAAGAGAUAAGAAAUCUCGUUGAGUUGGAUGAACUUGAUCUUUCGUUUAAUAGUUUUAGUGGUUUGCUUGAUAUGGAGAUCUUCAACAUAUCAGGGCUGAGAAUAAUUGAUCUUUCACUCAACAAUCUAUCAGGACGCCUCCCACCAAACAUAGGUUCUAUCUUACCCAACAUUGAAGGACUUUUUCUGGGUGCCUUAACCAAUCUUGUUGGGACUAUUCCUCAUUCCAUCUCCAAUUGUUCAAAACUUACUAUUCUUGAGCUUGCCAACAACAAACUCCCUGGCUUGAUUCCCAAUUCUCUUGGAUGUUUGACUCAUCUACAAAUCCUAAACUUGGUGGCAAACAAUUUAACCAGCGAAUCAUUGUUAAGCUUUCUGACUUCCUUAACCAAUUGCAGAAAUUUAACAUAUCUUGAUAUAUCUUUCAACCCUCUAAAUGACAUGCUUCCAGCCUCUACAGGGAACCUUUCCCCAUCUCUUAGAACAUUUUUCGCCAUGUGUUGUAAAAUCCAAGGGCGAAUUCCAGAUGAAGUUGGGAACGUCAGCAGCUUAUUAGACCUUAGACUUUCUGGAAACAACUUGGUUGGAUCGAUUCCCGCAACAAUUGGCAACUUGACAAAGCUUCAGCUCUUCCACUUGACUAAUAACAAAUUAACAGGAUUUAUUGGAGAUCAUAUAUGUAAAUUGCAGCAUUUGGGUAAUAUUUACUUCGGUCAAAAUCAACUUUCAGGAUCUCUUCCUAAUUGUUUAGGGAAUAUUACUUCCCUUAGGGAGAUACAUCUUGGUUCCAAUAAAUUGAGUUCCAAUACACCACCAAGCUUAGGGAACCUUCAAGAUCUAGUGGUUCUUGACUUAUUGUCAAACAACAUGGUAGGUUCUUUACCUAAAGAAAUUGGAAAUCUGAAGGCUGUAACAAAGAUGAAUCUGUCGAUGAAUCAAUUCUCAAAUGAAAAUCCUAGAGAAAUUGGAGGCUUGCAAAACUUGGCGUAUAGAAGAGGUAAAAGAGCUUCUCAACAAGCUGAUUCAUUGUCUGCCAUAACAAGUGAAAGAAUUUCAUACUAUGAAUUGCUCCAAGCAACUGAUGCGCUUAGCGAGUGUAAUCUGAUUGGUUCUGGAAGUUUCAGCUCUGUUUACAAAUGUGUUCUCAGAAGUGGAACUGCUAUUGCAGUUAAAGUGUUCAAUCUGCAACUAGAUGCGGCAUUCAAGAGCUUUUAUAUGGAAUGUGAAGUUCUGCGAGCCUUCGCCAUAGGAAUCUCGUAA